Meloidogyne enterolobii is the source of this 472-nucleotide messenger RNA. The record is from the annotation of a GenBank genome assembly. NCBI's taxonomy places the organism in Eukaryota, Metazoa, Nematoda, Chromadorea, Rhabditida, Meloidogynidae.
UCGAAAAAGUAAUGAGUCAUGCCAGCCAAAUAAAUUUAAAAUUAAAUUCUCAAAAUAUUAAUAAUGAUACUUUAAAUAAUCAACAAAAAUCUUCUUUGAAUGCCAAUAAAAAUCAGGAAAACACUAAUCGAAGUCAUGAACUUUUGCCAAAUAUUUUGCCUCGUAGAAGAUUGUCUUGGGCAGUUACAGAAAAACGUAUUUUUUAAAAUAACGAUUUUUUGGUUUGGAUAAUUUAAUGGGAAACAUAAAUAAAUGGACAUUUGUUGCUUAGAAUUAAUUAUCAACAUAAUUUCCACAAAAUUAUGGAUAUAGAAACUUCUAAAUCCUUACCUAUUAUUUUUUCCCCUUCGCUCCCUUUCCUUCCUCCGCCUUCCCUUCUACUCCAAGUACAUUCAUAAAUUUCAAAAAUAAAUCCAAUAAAUAUAUUUAAAAGCAAUCCAAGAAGAAAAAUUAGAAAGACAAACAAAUAGCG